Blepharisma stoltei is the source of this 7293-nucleotide messenger RNA. The record is from the annotation of a GenBank genome assembly. NCBI's taxonomy places the organism in Eukaryota, Ciliophora, Heterotrichea, Heterotrichida, Blepharismidae.
AUGAUUUUUCUUGCUCUUUCCUUAUGGUUUGCCAAAGGCUUAAAUCUUACCUGUAGUUCAUCGAUUUGUCCAGAUAUUAUGGUAAUUUUUAUUGUAGAAAGGUAAUCACCAAUGCAAUCCUGAAUGCAUGACAUCCUAUUGCAACUAUGACACUAGCACUCAGUUCUUUAGUUCAAUCGAUAAAAACAAAUCAGAUUGCUAUGAAAAUUGUGUUUUUGAUGGUUGUGAUGCCCAAAAUCUAGGAAAUGGUAUCUGCGAUACUUCUUGUAACACUGAAAACUGCGGGUAUGAUUGAGGCGAUUGCACUUGUUCCCCAGGGUGUUUAAAUUCUAUGCUUGGCGACGGAAAUUGUGAUGAAGCUUGUGAUAAUUGAAGCUGCGACCUUGAUAAUCAUGACUGUGGGCAAUGUGCAGAUGGAUGUUUUCCAACUAUGUUAGGGAAUGGAAUAUGCGAUUCUGCUUGCAAUAAUGAAGAUUGUUUAUAUGAUUAUAAAGAUUGUCGAUGCUCAGAUGAUUGCGAAUGGACAGAUUAUGGAGCUUGUAAACCAGAAUGCUUGAUAUUCAGCUGCAAUUAUGACAAAGUGGAUCAAUAUCCUAAUAACUGAUGCCAAGACGAGCCAUUAGCUAUUUUUUCGUCUUAUCAGCAAAUUAUCCGUAAUGACUUUUCAUAUGUUGUGCUUCUAGAGGACUGUUAUGAAGCUUCUAAUUAUGCAUGCUCAGAAGAAAAAGCAUUAAAUUUUACAGAUUGUUAUGAAGAGUGCAAUAUUUUAGAAUGCAAUUAUGCCAAUGGUAACUGCGAAACUCGUCAUAAUUAUUAUUGUCUUCGCUCUUAUAAUAAUUUGAGUGGGUGCCUCUCAUGCAUAAACAAUCAAUAUCAAGUUAUUAAGUAUUUAUGAAAUCAAACUUGCACAUCAUAUCCCUUUUGAGAAGUAGGUGUCUGGCUAUUUCCUGAUGGAUCACUCGUAAAAAUGCUUCCAAAUGAUACUUCGUCAGCAAAAAAUCCUCAUGUUUAUUAUGUGAAGCCAAGUGCAAAUUCUAACUGAUUAAGUGGGAAUGGCACUUAUUCUUCUCAAUUUUCAUCUUUAAGCUAUGCACUUGCAAACAUCCUGUAUAGUUAUUCGAUUAUUUAUUUAUCUCAAAGUAAUUACUAUACUGAGCAUCAGGCUAUAAGAAAACAACAAUUCCCUAUGGUAAAUAAAUAUUAUGAAGCAAAAUAUAUUUUUAGGCAUUUAACUUCAAGAAAUAUAAAAGUUAAACCUUUGGAUAAUUCUCCAAGCGGCUCCAUGCCAUUUAAACAGAAAAUUUUUGGUAGAGUGACUUUCUCGGAUAUUUUAGUCAAAAAUUUUUCCUCGUGAUAAAUUUGAUAGAAUUUAAAUGGCUCAUGCAAUGUCGCAUGAGGAAAUGCUACGAUUAAAGAUAAAUAUAAGGAAAAAGCUCCUAUCAAAUGCCUAGGAAUGUCUCCAAUCACUAUAAGAAGAGCAAAAGACGAUUCUAAAUGGUCAAUUAUGAGGUUUCCUUUAACGAAUAUUCCAAAUUUUGAAAUAAAUAACGUCAUUUUUGACUGGAAAAAUACAGAUUCCUCUUGUAAUAAUGAUAAUUACUGCGAUUAUUGCCCUAUUGUUACUUCAAACUCAGAUUUAAGUAUUUAUUAUAACGAUAGAGGUGAAAAAAUUAGUGCAUGUUUGCCUAUUACGUGAUGUUCAAUGAAUAACGCUAUAAAUUUUCGGUUCAUGCCAUUAAUCUAAACAUUUUCUUGGUGUGAUUAUUUAAUUAAAGGAUUUUUGGUCUAAUAUGAAAGUUUAAUAGGGGAUUUUUACCCAGAGACAUUUGCUUGAAAAACUUAAUAAAAUCAGAUCAAAUGUCUUGAGAGGAAAAAUCUCGACCGAAAUCACCAGGAAUGUUCUAAUCAAAUAGCAUAUACCCAAAUUUUUUUGAUGUUAAAUCAAGCAAUUUAGUAUUAAACAACGUGAGUUUUAUAAAUUUUCGAACAGAUUUUAAUUCAAUUUUUUGGGUCACAAAUGACAGCAACCUGACUUUCAAUAAUGUCAUGUUUGAUAAUGUUAAAGUUUUUAAUAGCGAUAAUUCAGCAAUUAUUUCAUGGAACAGCUCAGGAAGUCUACAAUUUAAUAAAGGCACUGUGAGUAGGGUUAAUAAUGGAUAUGAAAUAAAGGAUUCAUUUCGUAUGAAAGGAUUUUUAAAUGUGAUUUUUGCGAAUUCUAUUGUUUUGAGAAACGUUAAUUUUAUGCGUAAUGUGGUGCUGGAACCGCUAUCAUUUGCUCCGAACAGAGGCACUUUAUUAUUUCUAAAUUUAUUUCAGAUGCUAGAAAUUGAUUCUUGCGUUUUUAUAUAUAACUAUUGCGAGCUUGGAAUAAUAAAUAUACAACCGCAAUAUUAUGAUUUUAGCAAUGAAACUAAUGAGGAUGGAGAAAUAAUUUACUCAACUCUAAAUCAUAUUCAUAUUGUGAACUCAAAUUUUACAUCAAACUAUGGGAAAGUAGCAGGAGUAUUAUACUUACAUUAUAAUUAUGAGCUUCAGAAUUUAUUAAUUGAAAAUUCAUCAUUUACAUUAAAUGGGAUUGAAACUGGACCUUUGAUAUAUAUUGAAAGUGAUUAUAUCAACCAAAAAUAUUUAUCAGAUAUUAUUUUAGAAACCUCUGUUAAUGGCAAAAAUGCUGCUGAAAGAAAGUACUUAGCAAAAUGAACAAAAAUUCAAAACUCAAGCUUUGUUGAAAAUUACUCUGGUAGUAGUGGUAUUCUUGAAAUUAAAAAAAUGAUUAAUAUAGAUUUAAGGGAUGUUUUUAUGAUUUCAAAUGGCGUAAUUUCAUCUGAAUCUAUGAAUGCUAACUCAAUAAUUUUAAAAUACUAUAUUGAAAACCCAAAUAUGUAUAUAAAACUCAACGUUACUGAUCCUCCAGAUUUAAAUUGUGAGUCUUUAUCAUCAAUAUCAGAUUCCAUUAACUUAAAUCUAGAUAAAGUGAGCAUUUUAAAAAAUUAUUGUAAAAAUUCUUUACCAGGAAUUAUUAUAUCAAAUACAACAAAUUCAACAAUAAUUUCAUCAAAUUUUGAAAAUAACAGUGGAUCAGGUUUCAAUGGGAUUUGUUUAACGAUAAAUAAAAAUGCUUUCAUGACUAUUAAAGACUCAUUUUUCAUCUCAAAUCAGAAUAAUCAACCUAGAAAUCCAGGUGCGAUAAAUAGUCUUUCCGAUUUAUUGUUACAAAAUUGUUCAUUUUUAAAUAAUAUCGCAGAUUUAGGCGGAGCUUUGUAUUUUGUUGGUCAGAACCUUAGAAUUAUCUCUUCACAUUUUGACUCAAAUAAAUCGCCUAAUUUAAAUGGAGGUGCUAUUUAUUAUUCUUUAUCUCUAUAUGAUAUCAAUAACUUUUUAUUUUCUAUUACAAAAACAAUUUUUACAAACAACUCCUGUACUCUAAAUGGAGGGGGAAUUUUCAUAUCAAAAAAUUCUCCUGUUGAACUCUCAUUAAUGCUGAAAAUUGAUAAUACUGAUUUUUAUAACAACAAGGCAUAUGCAGGCUCUUCGCUUUUUAUAGACGGAAAUGCUCAACUUUCUACUGAUUCUUCAAUAAGUAAUUGUAAAUUUCAAGAAAAUAAAGCAAGCUUCUCAGGCACUAUUUGAGUCUAUUAUAUUAAUGGGCUAUUGGAAAUUAAUUCUUGCAAUUUUGUUAAGAACGAUGGACUAUUUAGCUCAGGGUUAAGUAUAGCGAUAGGUGAAAACAGCUCUGAAAAAAUUUCGAAAUUAACUUUAAACUCUUGCAAUUUUCAAUUUAAUAAGGGUAACGUGACUAUAUCAAUUGAUAAUCCUUAUACAAACUCAACACUAGAAACAAAUUAUUGCUUAUUUGAAUAUAAUUAUGGAUCUGUAUUUUCACUUGAUAAUGGCUACGUAAUUGAUAAAAAUUCAAGAUUUCAGCACAAUUAUUCACCAAAUUCUGGAGGAGUUCUGAACUUAAAGAAUUCUGCAAUUUUUGUAGCUGAAAAUGCAAUUUAUAUUAACUGCAGUAGCAGUCUUAACGGUGGAAUAGCUUCGAUUAGCAUGAAUUCUCAAUACUUUUGCUUUUCUUGUAGAUUUACAGAGAAUUCCUCAAAAUCCUCAGGAGGUGUUAUAUAUGCUGACUCAGAUGCUGCAUUUCAUAUAUAUAGCUCAAUACUUAAUAAAAACUCAUGUAAAAAUAGAGGAUCAGCUAUAUUCAUGGCAAGUGCAUUGGCUAAUUCAUCUAUAGAUAAUUCUAAGGUAAUUGAAAACUAUUCAUACGGUGAAGGAACUAUAGCUCUUUUAGCAUCAAUCAUUUCUAUUAAUUCCUUAGAAAUUUCUAAUAACUCAGUUAGCGAAAAAUAUCCAGGGAUUCAUCUAGAAAAUUCAAAUGCUGUGAUUGCCAACUCUUCCUUUUCUAAUCAAAAUGGAGAUGAAGGCUGCUUUAUUUUUCUAAGCUCAAGUUCCGUAGCGAUCAUAAAUUCAAGCUUUCAUGAUGGAUUUUCAAAAAAUUCAGGAACAGCUUUGCAUGCAACAUCUAGCAUCCUAAAUAUUUUUUCAACAACAUUUUUAAAUCUUUUUUCAAAUAGCGCAGGGGGAUCAAUUUAUUUAUGAGAAAACAGCAAUCUUACUCUAAAAGAUUCAAUAUUCAUAAAUUCAAACUCAUCAAUCGACUCAUAUACAAGCUUUAUCGAGAUAACAAACACAUCAUUUACGAAUUAUUCAAGUUCUUGCAUUUAUGGAUCUCAAAUUAAUUUAUUAGCCAAAUCAUCCUAUUUUUUAAACGGUUAUAGCAGUACUGUUGGAGCAGCAUUAUAUUGCUCGGAAUGUAAUAAUAUUUCUAUAAUUUCAUCUGAGUUUUCAAAUAAUACUGCUCAAAAAGGAGGAGCUUUUUAUAUAGAAAAUAAAGCUGAUCAUCUUAAUUCUUCUCAAUGCAAUAUAAAGUCUUCUAGAUUUAUUUCAAAUAUAGCUGGUAAUGGAGGAGCUAUUUGGACAAAUAAUAUAAAUUUGAAUAUUUUUGCAUCAGUAUUUGAUGAAAAUUACGCUAAAGAUUGAGAGACAAAAACAAUUCAAGAAAUAGCUGAUGGUAUUGGAGGAGCUAUAAGAGUGAGUUGUGAGGAAUCAGAAAUCCCUUGCUAUUUUGAUAUUUCCUCAAACAAUUUUAGUAGCAAUUGGGCAGCUUAUAAAGGAGGAGCUAUCAACUGAGAUGACUCAAGACCCAAAUUGGAAAAUAAUAAUUUUUGAAAUAAUUCAGCACUAUAUGGAAAUGAUAUAGCCUCGUUUCCAACUAUGAUGGUGUUUCUAAAUGAUACAAACCAAAGAGUUCUUCAAUAUCAAGGAAACUCUGAAUUGACUCUUAAUAAUAUUGCAUCUGGACAAAAUAAAAAUCCGCCAUUAACUUUUGCUUUGGUUGAUGAUAUUUCUCAGAUAAUUACAACCGAUUGCAUCAGUCAGACCCAGCUUCAAUCUUUAAGUGAUGAUUUAAUUAUUUCUGGGACCUCAAUUGCAUAUGCAGCGCACGGAAUUUUUUACUUAAAUGAAUAUAUUAUUUCAGCCAAACCAGGAUCUUCUCUUCAAAUCAACAUUGUUUCUUCAGCGAUAGAUGAGUCAAAAAUGAAUAAAUCUCCUUAUUCAAUACAAAUGUCAUCAAAAUUGCCUAUAUAUGUAAACUUGAGGCUGUGUGAGAUUGGUGAGGCAACUGUCGGUCUUGACUGUGAAAUUUGUCUUGAAAAUUAUUAUAAUAUUGAUAGUAAAAAAUCUAAGUGCUUAGAUUGCCCUUCUUCUGCAAUUUGCUAUGGAAACUAUACAAUCGUUCCAAAGAGUGGCUAUUGGAGAGACAAUAAAUUCACUGAUCAUUUUUGGAAAUGUCCAUAUCCACCAGCCUGCUUAGGGUCUCCAGAUAUUUCAAACUUAUCCUUUACUGGAAAAUGUGCCAAAGGAUACGAAAAUAAUAUGUGUCACUCAUGUGCGAAAGGAUAUUCUAGAUUAUAUAAAAACGAAUGCCAAGAAUGCAAAAGCACUGCUAGUAAUGCUUUGAGGCUUUUAGGAAUUUUUAGUUUGCUUGUUUUUAUGGUGAUAGCUAUAAUAAAAACUUCAAGAAAAUCUGCAUUCGAGCAGGCAUCUUUGUCAUCCAUUUAUAUAAAAAUUUUUUGGAAUUAUUUACAGAUCAUGAUUAUAAUAGCUACUUUUAGCUUAAAUUGGCCUUAUGAAGCAGUUCAAUUAUUUUAUAUCCAGACUUGCAUGGACUAUAUAGGGGCCCAGCUAUAUUCUGCUGACUGUUUUUUGCAAUCUUUAUAUUCAAAAAAUGAUGUCUAUUAUUACAAAAUAUUAAUUACUAGUUUAACUCCAUUUUCUCUUGCAUUCAUUUGCCUGCUGUUAUGAUUGAUAAUUUAUGCAAUAAAAAAGAAAAAUCUAAAAGAGUUUCUAGAUGAUUACCUAUCGACAUUUACAGUUAUAUUAUUUUUGAUUCACCCAAGUAUCACAAAUAUAAUGUUCAGUAUUUUUAGUUGCAAAGAAGUAAAUAGUGGAGAAUACUGAUUAUAUGCAGACCUUGGAAUUAGAUGUUGGGACGGCCAUCAUUUACUUUAUGGACUUUUAUUCGCAUUGCCUACAAUAAUUAUUUGGGUAAUUGCAGUCCCUGCACUCUGUCUUAUAAAAUUAGUAAAAAACAGAAGAAAACUAGAAGAUAUAUCAAUUAAAAUGAAAUUUGGAUUUUUAUUUAAUGGCUACAACUUAAAGCAUUAUUAUUGGGAAUUUUUAAUCUUAUACUGAAAAGUUAUUUUAAUUAUACUUUCGGUGUUUUUCUCAAAUUUUUCAAUAAAUAUUCAAGCUCUUACCGUAGCUUUAAUGCUUGCUAUAUUUCUCCAUAUUCAAGUUAAAAAUCAGCCUUAUUGUGUAACACUGGUCAAUAAAGUAGAAAUAUUUUCUAUAGUCGCUGCUCUUAUAACAAUUAUAGCUGGCCUCUUCUUUAUAACUGAUGAUUUAGAUAGUAUCGGUGAUAAUAUUUUACUUGCUUUUUUAUUGCUUUUCAACUUUAUAUUUAUCAUAUAUAUAGCAACUCAGCUUCUAAUGCAAAUUUCUAUAUUUAAAAAAUGCUUUGUCAUUUUAGCAAAUGUUUUGCACAUUAACAAAGAAAAAAAAUAUCAAGUCAGGGAUGACUUAGAUUAUAAAAAUGUUAACGACCACGAAAGCAAGUUUAUUACAGUCGGCAUCUCAAGCGUUCAAAAUUUAUCUGAAAUUAAGUAUGAUUCAAUUGUUUCCAUGGAAAUAGAUCCUUUUGCUUCAGAAAAUUCACAAGCUAUAAGUUAA